GUCCGCAUAUUCAAGGCGGUCCUGCUUGCAGCUGCUCUCACUUCGAAAGACUCCCACCGCACAAACCCCCCUGGCCUGUCCCGCUGUGCUCUCGCAGUAGUCUCGUCUCCGGAUAUCAGUGCUACCUUGCUCUACCAUCCCCGACCGCUGGACGUUCGGCGAAACGCAUUUUGCAGGGUUUCGAUUGUCGUUCCGCUAAGGAGGGGCUUCGGUUCUCUUCCACUACUCAGGAAAGCAGCGAAGAUGGCAACAGCACCACCAGAUCCGACAAGGAAAGCCGAAGAAGAAGCAUACGCCUUCCUCCGGCCUCACCUCCCGCCAAUGUCCCCAGCCCCACACAAUCAAGAACAACUCCCAUUCCUAACCCUCACCUACGCCCAAUCCCUCGACGGCUUCAUAGCCGGUCCCCAAAAGAGGCCGCUAACCCUCUCCUCUCCAAACUCAAUGACCCUCACCCACGCCCUCCGCGCCUCUCACGACGCCAUCCUCGUCGGAGUCGACACCGUCAUCAACGACGACCCCAGCCUUACCACCCGCCUUGUCCUCUCCGACGCGUCAGGCAACGAAGCGAGGCAUCCACAACCCAUCAUUCUGGACAGCACCCUCCGCACACCCGUCUCUGCGAAACUCCUCAGCAUCGAUAGAGGCGACGCCCGUAAACCCCUCAUUGUCACCACACGCGUGCAUGACCCCGUCCGCCGACAUGAACUGACCGAAAAGGGCGUGCAGAUACUGGUUGUUGGGGAUACCGAAGGCGGCCCCCGCGUGAGUAUCCGCAACGCGCUAGCGGUGCUGGCGACUGGGUUCAAUAUCCGUAGUGUGAUGGUGGAGGGUGGGGCGACCGUUAUUGGGAGUCUGUUGACAAGCAUGGAUGUGGCCAUUGAUAAGCUUAUCGUAACGGUCGCCCCUGUUGCUGUGGGGAAUGGCGUGCAUGCUAUUGGGGCUCAGGAGACAAUGGCAGCGGGUGGAGGAUUGCUACCGAAGUUUUCGGACGUGCAGUGGAAGCAGUUUGGGCCGGAUGCGGUUAUGGUUGCCAAAGUCGAGAAAUAGCGAGUUCCGAGGAGAGAUUAUACCGUCGAAUUGUGGGUUAGCCUCACCCAACGCGAUUUCGGCCGCCACGUACGGCAUCCGCUGGCGAGCUACCCGGUCAUGCUUCCCGACCUUGCAGUUCCACAAAGCUUGCACCCACAUGUCCUUGCGCUCCCUGUGGAACUGGAACGCGCAAACCCCAUUGGACAGCGCGGAGAGGAGUUCGACGACAGGCCGGUGCAUUGCCUAGUUCAAGGCCGA
Messenger RNA from Fimicolochytrium jonesii, 1290 nucleotides. Its product is annotated as dihydrofolate reductase-like domain-containing protein. NCBI's taxonomy places the organism in Eukaryota, Fungi, Chytridiomycota, Chytridiomycetes, Spizellomycetales, Powellomycetaceae. Gene Ontology annotation, biological process: riboflavin biosynthetic process. Bases 244 to 1050 code for a protein of 268 amino acids. The transcript has a single exon. The record is from RefSeq and is a predicted model, not a curated record. Gene Ontology annotation, molecular function: 5-amino-6-(5-phosphoribosylamino)uracil reductase activity.